UAUAGGGGUCGAGUUGCGGUGUACAUUCGUGUUCAGUGGAUGGAGAGGAGGCGGGUCGUCGCGUGGUGGUGAUGAGCUUGGAUCCGUGAGUGUCGAGUCCCUGUUACUAUGCCCAGAGAGCUGGGACAUAAACGAGAGGACUCGAUUCCGGCCCAUUUUUUUAAUGGUAUCCUCCUCCAACGAUUCCUUUAUUGCGCGUCUGCUCUCGACCUUCCCUUUGCUGAAAUUUUUGCCCAGCCUAGGAGCAAAAUUGGUGUCAGCCGCCUAGCCGCUCCAAAAUGUGUGCUGUCUCGGUCGGGGCAUGGGUCUUUUGGGGCCGCGCAAGGGCACAGGACACCAGCGAACGGAUCAUACGUCAACAAGGCGGGCUGUGCUGGAGUGAAAAGAAAAUGAAUGGCCCUUUCUUUUGCUUGAAAUGGGUCUGAGAAGGGUGAGACAAGCAUUUGACUUGUACUUGUCAGGCCGUAUAUCCGACACCAAGGAGGAACUCACCGGCGCAAAGGAUCAGAUGAGGGCGGUAAAAAUUAUCCGAGAAAAUAUAAUUACUUGAGAAAGGACCACCAGACAAAAGAGACAAAACAGUUGCGAGAGAGGUGUUCGGAGUGUGUAGAAGAGGGCGCCUGCGCUGCUCGGUGCGUGCGGUAAAAUGCGAUGGUCCAGAUGCAGUGAGUGAGUGGGCGGGUGCGAUGUCGUGCUCUCGGCGCUCCCAAGAUGGUAUCGCAAGUACUAUGGUGACGACUGCUCUCCUCCCUCUCUCUUGCGCGGCUCCCUUAGCGGUGGGUAGGGUCUCGGUCCUCUCUCCCUCUUGCGGCGGCUGCGGAACGCGAUUCAAGACUGGGCUGGCGAGCCUCGUCGAAAGGAGGAAGUUUUGUCUCGAGGUUGUCUCGGAGACGGUAAACAAGAAGUAAAAAAACUUCGAAACCCUGGAAAGGGUGAUGUGAAGAGGGGAGGCGACAGCUUUGUAUAGUGAACGUGUCGUCCCAAGGUCGUAGACAGAUGGUUGCCGCCGUGGUGGCCCUCAGUACUUGGGCUGAUGUGAACGAGGCGAGGAGGGAUCCGCACAAGGGUUUGAGUGUACCUGGACAGGUAUUCAAUGUGGGGAGGGACAAAGAGGGCGGUGCUCGUCACGAAGAAGGUUCUGUCGUUGUGGCUGGUUGGAUGUCGUGGUUCGCUGCUGCUGCUGCUGCUGCUGCUGCUGAGGUUGUGUACUUCAUAAUUUUCUUUUCUUUUCGCACGGCAGGCUUGCAAGCGC
Molecule: messenger RNA, 1252 nt
Organism: Cryphonectria parasitica EP155
Lineage: Eukaryota; Fungi; Ascomycota; Sordariomycetes; Diaporthales; Cryphonectriaceae
Exons: 3
Coding region: 729-908 (59 amino acids)
Source: RefSeq, a predicted model, not a curated record